UCCAAAUUGAAAAGAUCAAAAUUAUGGCAAAUGGCGAUCAAAUGAUUCCAGAUUUUCCAUCGAAAUGGAUCGCUACAGAUCAAAUCGAUGGAGUUCUGGAGUAUAUAAAAGCAGUUGAGUAAUCUUAUGUUAAAAUAUUAUCUAUGUUUUGCUUUUAUGUGUUAUGAUUUAUGCAAUGUUGUUUUGGAAACAAAGAUUGAUUUUGUAGUUCGUGUUUAUACAAUGUGCUCAAUGUUCAUGUCUACACGAGUGCAGUUUUCAAUGAGGCACUAAACAAUGCGUCAACCAAUAAAUACUGUAUCAGAAAUUUCAAGAUUUAUGGAACUUUUUACAGCAGCUGUCGUAAUGGAGCCAAUCCCCCCUCCCCCCGAAAAGUUUUCAGCUGGACAGCACAGAAUAAAGACACACAGGAGGUCGACUCGGCCAAGAAAGCAUAACCACUGCCACGCCAUGAUUUGUCAUCAAAAUGCUGACGCCAUGGACCUAGCCAGUGUGCAUACGAGAAGCAUUCACCCCCUGGAUGUGAGGAUGUCCACCAUUUUGAAUAUUAUCAGGGGGGUGAAUGCCUCUCAUAAGUACAUUGGCUAGGACUUCUUCUUCUUCUAGUAAUUCUUAUCAAAAUGCUGACGCCAAAAUCAUAGGGAAAACUAACCCUAUUAGCCCUUGCGGGCUAAUCGUACCGAGCAUGGAUGGUCCAGACUCCCAGUUAACCAGAGGCCGGUUGCAUUUCAAAUUUUGCCGUAAACACAGAGUAGAGACAUACAGAGACGUAACUAGUGUACCCACUUUUUUUGUGCGCAUGCUCGGCAAGAUACUAGUUGCAUGCAUCUGAUUGGAUGACGACUCACUUUAAACUUGCCGAGCAUGCGCAGUUGAUCAUUUUUCGCCCGGUCGCCUGGGUACAUGAUAACGUAAUCUUCUAUAUAUAUAUAUAUAUAUAUAACUUGUAUUUGAAAUACAGUAACACAAAAAAUAGAGUCAGACACAAAUCAUGAUAAUAAACUUUCCUCAGGGUCAUUAUUAUAAUAUUUAUAAUUAUAUUUUAACCCAUUGAGUGGCAGCUCUCUCUUAGACAACUAAAAUUGUCAAGUAAAAUUGUCUGGUGUUAGACAGAGUAAAAUAUUAAUUAAAGUAGGGUGCAUAGAUCAGGGCACAUUGCCACUUAAAGGGUUAACUCCGCUUCCCGAUAAUUCAAUUCCAUAGAAACAGGCACUAAAUGUUUAAAUCUAUCCCAGAAUCUAACCUCAUACUAACUUGAAAUUAUUUUCAGAUUGAUUGGAGCCAGCGAUGGCUCAUCGCUUUAAUGGUCGUCCAUGUCCUGCUAUUUCUGGUCAUUAUUUUAAAUCGAAACAGAACCAAUCUGUUGGUGGCUGUGUUUGCUUUACUUUGUAAGCAACUAUGUUCUUUGAUGUUUAUUAUUUAGUACCAUUUUGCAUGCUCAUUCUUGAAAUUCAUAAUUAAUUAUGAACAUAUUUUGUUUUGACAGUGAUAUCGGUGUAUUUCUCGGAGAAACUGAAUGCUUUAGCUGCAGAAAAUUGGAAGUACGAAACAAAGGAAUAAUAUAAGCCAUGACUAGUGAUUAACUGAUAAUCAGUAAAAAUCGAAAUUAAUUUACAUCACUUACUGUAUAUUUUUUACUGUUGUGAUGUUUUGUGUUCUAGUAAAAUAAUUUUAAUUUUCAUUGUAGGUUUUUUGCAAGUGAGCAGUACUUUGACUCGCCUGGUUUAUUUAUUUCUGUUGUUUUUUCCACACCGAUGCUGUUCAACUGUUUGAUCAUCAUUGUAAGUAUGAAAUAGUGCCAUCACUUAACCCUUGACGAGUAGAAUGGCAAAGAAGAGCAUUAUAGUGAUUUUAGUGAAUUAGUGCCCAUGGGAUUAAACAGCAAUGAGUCUGAUUUUUUUGUGGGAAGAAAGCAUUAGAUGGUGUUAACCCUUUAAGUGGCAGAGUGCCUAGUUGAUGCACCCUACUUUACUCUGUCUAAUGCUGGACAAUUUUAUUUGUCAAAGGGCAAGUUGAGGGGCAUACAGGGUUCGUAGCGGUCUUUGAAAUCCUUGAAAAUCCUUAAAUUUGAAUUCAGGUCUUUAAGGUCUUUGAAAAGUCUUUGAAUUGUGUGAAAAAGCGAAGAAAGUCUUUAAAAGUCUUUAAAUUCUUUAGUGAGUAUUUGAUUAUACGAUUUCCUAGCUAAUAAAAUAGAUUGAUUGAAGCAAGAUUUUCGCAAAUAUCGAUGAAAAGGUGCAAUUUAGGAUGUGAUGUGAUGGGACUAAUUACUGGGUAAAAAUGGUGCUUACACUCGCAAUUUUUCGACAGCUGAUUGCUCUCAAAGGUCUUUGAAAAGUCUUUGAAAAUAGGCAGAAAAAAUCUUUGAAAGUCUUUGAAUAUUGUUGGUCUUGGAGACUACGAACCCUGGCAUAGUCAUGGGGGUCCAGAUCCCUCCCACACUUUUCAUCAAUACCAAUUUUGUAAUUCUUCCAAAGCUGAGAAGUAAUUGUAAUGUGCUUUCAUCUAUGACAUAAAAUAUACUAAAUAUGUGGCUUGCUGUAUGCCUUUAAUGAAAUUUCCCAGGGACCAUGCCCCCAGAUGGGCGGUCCCCUUAGUUUGUUCUGUGUAUUUCAGCAAUUAGACCUUGUACUUGUUUGGGGCUGGCUAUGUUGCUGGAAGAGUUCUGCCACUCCAUGGGUUAAUAUUUUAACUUACCUCGCUAUAUACUUCAGGUGAUCUGGUUGUGGGAUUCAUCCAAGAUGAUGUCCGUCGUAACAAAACAUCGUCGCAAGCGUUACCAACGUGCGCAACAAGCUGCGCAGAGGGACAGAAAAUCUGAGAGUGAUUCAGUUAAGGAAGAGAAAAAAGAUAAGUGACAAUAGUGGCUAGCAAGAUUGUGGGUUUGUGUGUAUGACGCAACUGCCUGAAAAAUAGGAACAAGUUUCGAGCAAAGGCUCUUAGUCUGAAGGUUAAGCCCUGGUCAAACAAGAACAAGAGUUGCAUGGUAUUUGAGAAGCGAGAGUUUACAUCAGAGUUUUGUCAACUCUCAUGCUCUGGUCAAACGAGAACAAGAGUUGCAUGAGAGUUGAGAAGCGAGAGUUUACAUCAGAGUUUUCUCAACUCUCAUGCCCUGGUCAAACGAGAACAAGAGUUGCAUGAGAGUUGAGAAGCGAGAGUUUACAUCAGAGUUUUCUCAACUCUCAUGCCCUGGUCAAACGAGAACAAGAGUUGCAUGAGAGUUGAGAAGCGAGAGUUUACAUCAGAGUUUUCUCAACUCUCAUGCCCUGGUCAAACGAGAACAAGAGUUGCAUGAGAGUUGAGAAGCGAGAGUUUACAUCAGAGUUUUCUCAACUCUCAUGCCCUGGUCAAACGAGAACAAGAGUUGCAUGAGAGUUGAGAAGCGAGAGUUUACAUCAGAGUUUUCUCAACUCUCAUGCCCUGGUCAAACGAGAACAAGAGUUGCAUGAGAGUUGAGAAGCGAGAGUUUACAUCAGAGUUUUCUCAACUCUCAUGCCCUGGUCAAACGAGAACAAGAGUUGCAUGAGAGUUGAGAAGCGAGAGUUUACAUCAGAGUUUUCUCAACUCUCAUGCCCUGGUCAAACGAGAACAAGAGUUGCAUGAGAGUUGAGAAGCGAGAGUUUACAUCAGAGUUUUCUCAACUCUCAUGCCCUGGUCAAACGAGAACAAGAGUUGCAUGAGAG
Paramuricea clavata is the source of this 3680-nucleotide messenger RNA. The record is from the annotation of a GenBank genome assembly. Lineage: Eukaryota; Metazoa; Cnidaria; Anthozoa; Malacalcyonacea; Plexauridae.